AUGGAGUUCUUCCUAAAGGCAAAAGUGGUUCGCCUACGGAGCCACCAUGACAAAUAUAUGUUGGCGCAUGAAGAUCAAGAAAACGUUUAUCAAGAUCGUAACGGUUGCUAUGAGAAUGCAAAAUGGACCGUUGAGUUAUUGGAAGAAAACAACAAUAAUGUGAUAAGAUUAAAGAGUUGUUAUGGAAAAUACCUAACGGCUUCAAACAUGCCAUUUCUUUUGAAAAGCACAGGUAGACAAGUGUUGCAAACUUUACCUAAAAGAUUAGGUUCAUCGGUUGAAUGGGAACCUUUUAGGGAUGGUGUUCAAGUGAAACUAAGGACUCGUUAUGGACAAUAUCUUCGUGGAAAUGGAGGAUUACCACCUUGGAGAAACACAAUAACACAUGAUAGUCCGCGUAGAACCGCAACGGUAAAUUGGAUUUUAUGGGAUGUCGAUAUUGUCGAACUUAGACCAAAGGAAGUGGGACAAGUCCCUAAGCCAAGGCCAAGGCCUACACCUAUUAUACCGCCAAGUCGUUGUCUGAUCAAUAAUUCAAUUACAACAACAAUGGAUAAUUCAUUUCCUUCUCCUCCAUCUCCUUCACCUUUGACGGAUUCAGAUCAUGGACCUCUCGUCAAGAUUGAUCUAAGGUCUCCUCGAUCGCCUGAGGAUGAUUCUGAAUAUUUAGACGAUCCAUCUCCAUCGCCGAUAAAAGAAGGGAGGGUUAUAUUCUACGACAUUGGUAAUGAAAAUGGCGAAGUUAUUGCUGCAACUAAAGGAUCAUUUUUUACCUUUAAAGGAUUUAGUUUGAACGAGUUGAAGGAGCAAUUGAUGGAAGAAACUCAACUUGUUGAUAUUCUUGUGUGUUGUCGCAAUCCUUUGAAUGCUAAACUAUACCCUAUUCUUUUACAUCUACCUCCUAAUAAUACUGAUAUGCAUGUUGUUGUUGUUCCUUCUUCAUUUAAAGGGAAUUGA
This is a messenger RNA of Lathyrus sativus (Indian pea), 957 nucleotides long. NCBI's taxonomy places the organism in Eukaryota, Viridiplantae, Streptophyta, Magnoliopsida, Fabales, Fabaceae. The record is from the annotation of a GenBank genome assembly.